Molecule: messenger RNA, 2335 nt
Organism: Sardina pilchardus (European sardine)
Lineage: Eukaryota; Metazoa; Chordata; Actinopteri; Clupeiformes; Clupeidae
Gene: thoc3
Product: THO complex 3
Exons: 6
Coding region: 7-975 (322 amino acids)
Biological process (GO): mRNA export from nucleus
Cellular component (GO): THO complex part of transcription export complex
Molecular function (GO): protein binding
Source: RefSeq, a predicted model, not a curated record
ACCAACAUGGCGUCGCAGUACUACCAAGACAUGCAAGAGCACUUUAAGAAUAACAAUAAAAGUCGUGAAUUUCCUGCUCACAGUGCCAAAGUGCAUUCAGUUGCUUGGAGUUGCGAUGGCAGGAGACUUGCGUCAGGAUCUUUCGACAAAACAGCGAGCGUAUUCGUCUUGGAGAAAGACCGGUUGGUUAAGGAGAACAACUACAGAGGUCAUGGAGAUAGCGUAGAUCAACUGUGCUGGCACCCGACUAACCCAGAUCUGUUCGUGACUGCCUCCGGAGACAAGACCAUCAGGAUCUGGGAUGUCAGGACCACCAAGUGCAUGGCAACAGUCAGCACAAAAGGGGAAAAUAUAAACAUAUGUUGGAGCCCAGAUGGACAGACCAUUGCUGUUGGAAACAAAGAUGACGUGGUCACCUUCAUUGACGCAAAAACUCAUCGGUCCAGAGCUGAAGAGCAGUUCAAGUUUGAGGUGAACGAAAUCUCCUGGAACAACGACAACGAUAUGUUUUUCUUGACCAACGGAAGUGGCUGCAUCAACGUUUUAAGCUACCCUGAGCUCAAGCCCAUCCAGUCCAUCAACGCCCACCCCUCCAACUGCAUCUGCAUCAAGUUCGACCCCACUGGGAAGUACUUUGCCACGGGCAGCGCAGAUGCCCUCGUCAGCCUUUGGGACGUGGAGGAGCUGGUGUGUGUGCGGUGCUUCUCACGACUGGACUGGCCGGUGCGAACCCUCAGCUUUAGCCACGAUGGGAAGAUGCUGGCCUCCGCGUCCGAGGACCACUUCAUCGACAUCGCCGAGGUGGAGACAGGAGAGAAGCUGUGGGAGGUGCAGUGUGAGUCCCCCACGUUCACAGUGGCCUGGCACCCCAAGCGCCCCCUGUUGGCGUACGCGUGCGACGACAAGGAGGGCAAGUACGACAGCAACAGAGAGGCUGGCACUGUCAAGCUCUUUGGACUGCCCAAUGACUCCUGAAGAAUCAGCCCUUUUUCCCCUCACUGACACACACACACACAAACACACAGACAGACACACACACACACACUCACAGUCAAGCCAAGUUAGAACAGAGGUCAGGGGGGUGGAGUUGACCUCUGUCUCUCUCUAUCUCUCUCUCUCUCUCUCUCUCUCUCUCUCUCUUCAUCUCUCUCUCUCUCUCUCUCUCUCUCUCUCUCUGCUUUCUGUGACACACACACACACCCACACACACACACACACACGCACACGCACACGCACACGCACACGCACACGCACACGCACACACAGUACAAAAGAGUCUCCAUUCAUUUGUGUGAAUGUGCUCAGCCUCCUUAACAAACAAACUGAUCAUUCACAACACACUCACAUGUGUGCAUCGUAUUACAUAAGUCUCCAAGGCUUUGAUUGAUGCAACAGUGAGAGGCACCGAUAAUCACCUCGGCCAGUUAUACUUUUACAGCGCAUCAGCCAUCACUCUACUGGACUUUUUUUUAAUUAUAUUAUCAAUUAUCCAUCCUGAUUAGUCACUGUUCCGCCAUCGCCCCUUGUUGCCCUCUGCCGAUUCAGUCAUCUCGACAAAGAGCGUUACAAAAAUCUUUUGGGGGGGGCCUCUGUCUUGUACAACUCCACUCCCACAUGUCUGCGUUGUAUGGUCUCUCAUGCUAUCUGGACUCUACCUGUUAGCUGCUAACAGACGCAGCAGAGGAGACUGAGUAAAUCGUGUAUGGUUGAGAAGUCCGAGUAUACAGUCGUGGUUGUAUUUUUGCAGUUCAGACAUAGUGGGUUUACACGUUCUUGCCAGUCCACCUCUUGUAAAGGAUAUAAACUUGGGAAUAAAAGGCUACUCUUGAAAUAUUUCUGUAUAUCUUGAAUAACAGAGUAAAUUGAUCUCCCUCCCACCCUACUGCCCCACAAAUCCCCACUCUCUGCUAAUUCGGUCAGAAUAAAUUGUAUCGUUAACAUUAAACGCUCAGCUGUAUAUCAGAUGGGGACCAGUGCUUGUAAGGGCCAAAUAGCAGGACUCAUAGCACACUAUCGAGGGUGCCUAUUCUUGAUGUAUUUUUUCUCUAUCGUUUCCCCUUCUGUGUUCAGUUCAGCUUGUAGUAGUAGGACAGACCGUGCUAAGGCUUGGUUAGUGGGGGUACAUCAACAACCGAAAGGGUCCAAUAAGGGAUUGUGGUGUUCCCACUGAUGACCUGCAGAGGGCGAUAUUGUAUAUGUUAUGUCUUUGUGUCCUCAGACCACAUUCCAUUGUGGUUCUCCUCUCAAAACAAAGGGGGAGUUGCAGAGCUUUGUUUUUACCACUGCUAGUGUUUUUUUUAAUUUUUUUUUUUUAUAUUAAAAUGUGAAAACUGUA